GAAUUACUUCCGGGUUACGUUUCAUUCGCACGGACAUCUUCGGCGGCCUGCUUGUAAUUUCCCCUAUUGUUGUUAUGUGUUCUCUUGCAACAUGACUUUAAAGUUCUCCCCCCAAUAGGCGUUUUUGUAGAAAAGGGAUUGCAUGUCACGAAUCUCCUUAAUAACUAGAUGUUGACCAGUGGUUGCUGCCCACCCAGGCCAGUAUGGACGAAGGAACCCUGGAGACAGCCAUCACGGCCUACAGCGCCCAGCUGCAGCAGGUGGAAAGUGCCCUGUUGGUCGGCCUGGACCCAUCGCAGCAGGCUGACCUGCUAAAACUGAAAGAAGACCUCUCUCAGCUGAUAGAACUCACAGAAGCUAGCCUAGUGUCGGUCAAGAAGAGUCGGCUCCUCGCCACUCUCGAAGAGGACGACGGGCUCCAGUCGCUAGCCACAGGCACACCAACUAACGGUGGCUUGGACAAUGAGUUUGCUGCCUUCUACUCGGAAGUGGGGGAGGUUUCCGGAAGUAGCUCAGACAUGAGAGAGAGGGAAGAUGAGAGAGAGGAGGAGGAGGAGGAUGAUGGCGAUGUGGAGGAUGAUGGCGAGGUGGAGGGAGAGGUAGAUGCGCUAAGUGGCACCAAAGUGCGAGCACCCUACCGCACCUCUUGGGGGACUUUGGAGUACCACAAUGCAAUGAUCGUGGGGACAGAGAGUUGUGACAGGAAUGAGGCCCAGGUGAGGGUGCUGUAUGUCCAUCCCACACAGAAGUCCAUGAAGCCCUGCCCAUUCUUCCUGGAGGACAAGUGUCGCUUCGCAGACAACUGCAGGUUCUCCCAUGGCGAGGUGGUGUAUGUGUCAGAGCUCAGAGAGUUCCUGGAGUCGAACCUCACUAACCUUCAAGAGGGUUCCUCCUGCUUGGCCAGGCAAGACGACGGCAUCUGGUACUCGGGCAAAAUAACAGACAUCGACAAUGAUUUCUACACGGUGAAGUUCGACUCGGCCUUGCUGAAGAACGUCAUGGUGGAGGCUGACGGGGUCAUCCCACCGUUGAGAGAAGAUGACCUGCCCUCCUGCUCUGACUCGGAGGAUGAUGACAACGGAGAGGGCGAAGCAGCGUUCCCCAUAGUUUUAACCCAAGAGGAGGAUUGGGCGCCGUCGGGAAGUUCUUCUACCUUUGGUGGCUGGGAGGCACACACAAGAGGCAUAGGCUCCAAGCUCAUGCUCAAAAUGGGAUACGAAUAUGGGAAAGGUCUGGGUAAAACGUCAGAGGGUCGGGUGGAGCCAGUGCUGGCGGUGGUCCUGCCCAAAGGUAAAUCUCUGGACCAGUGUGCUGAGCUCACUGCGAGGAAGACGCAGAGCAAAGUGGCCAAAGGCAAAGAUGGGCAGAAGGUGAGCCGCAAUAAGAGAACGAGAAAGGCUCGUGCACAUAACACUGGUGGGUGCCACAACGUCUUUGACUUCCUGAACCGCAAGCUGGGCAACGGGGACGCCAACCCUGAGGCAGGAGGCACUUGUGGCCCCCCUCCCUCACAUACUCCAUCGUCUCAAGGGGCCGGAGUGGAAGCUUACAAGGGGGGGAAGAGCACCAAGAGAAACCUAAACGUGAAGCUGUUCCAGGCGGCAGAGAGGGUGACCCAGACGGAGAGGGAGAUCCAGAGACUCACAGAGUCCCUGAGCCGACGGACUGGGAGGGAUUCUUCCAUGGUGACUCACCUGGAAGAGAAGCUGUCUGCAGCCCGCAGCCUGCUGGUCCAGCAGAAGGCCCAGGAGCUCUCAGCCCAGAGGGAGAACAGGAAGGCUGACACUCACAAGAAAAUGACAGAGUUUUGACCACACGGUCCUCCAGUGAUUUAGAACCCACAAACAAUUUGUCAACUGAGAGAGGUGCCUCCUUAAGCUUAUUUUCAUCCAUUUGACUCAAGACUUUGGAUUGUCUUAAGGCCUCUGGUUGUUGGACUUUUGCCUUUUUUUGGAGUCAUCAACUGGCUCCAUGCAUGAGUUAUUUCUGUUAAUAUUGGUCCUUUUCUGUUUAUGAAAUGUCGACAUGGGUUGCAGUGGUGGAGAUUUUAAGUGUUGGUCAGUUGCUGAUGACCCUCUUGUUGUUAAAGGAUGAGCCAUGACACACUUGGAUAAACUGUUUAUGAUGGAUGUGACGGCUACAUAUAAGUGGAUAUGACAGAUUUUGGUUUCAGGUCCAUAAUUCUCUUAUGUUGUUUUUCAAGUUGGGGCGGCUGGUAGCCUAGUGGUUAGAGUGUUGGGCCAGUAACCGAAAGGUUGCUAGGUUGAAUCCCCGAGCUGACAAGGUAAACAUCUGUCGUUCUGCCUCUGAACAAAACAGUUAACCCACUGUUCCUAGGCCGUCAUUGUAAAUAAGAAUUUGUUCUUUACUGACUUGACGAGUUAAAUUAAGGUUAAAUAAAAUAAAAAGUCCCACCAAUGUAACUAACCAUUUUCUUAUGUUAUAUAGUUUGGAGUGGACAGCUUUCUUUAAAUAAUUGUUUUUAUUAUUUUGCCAAUGUUUUCAGAACUCACUGUACAUUUUCCAUUCUUUGUAAAUAUAAACCUCAUGCAUAACCUAAGCGUGAUAUAAAAAAAAAUGUAUCCCAUGAAAUGCUUGUGUGUUCAUACUGUUAUUCUUAUGGCACCUUUGACAGGUUUUGUCAGAAGAAAUUUGAAUUAUUUUGAACAGAUGCCAGUGCCAGCAUUGAUCUCUCGCCCACCUCAGAUUUUUGACUGACUUGGGGAUUGAAACCUUGAGUUCAGAGACCUUUCGAAGUGUUAAAAUCCUCAGCAAUCUACAUACCAUACCCCAUAAUGACAGCUCUGAGACAGGAUUGUGUCGAGGCUCAAAUCUGGGGAAGGGUACCAGAACAUUUCUGACGCAUUGAAGGUCCCCAAGAACACAGUAGCCUCCAUCAUUCUUAAAUGGAAGAGCUCUUCCUAGAGCUGGCCGCCUGGCCAAACUGAGCAAUCGAGAAGGGCCUUGGUCAGGGAGGUGACCAGGAACUCGAUGGUCACUCUGACAGAGCUUUAGAGUUCUUCUGUGGAGAUGGGAGAACCUUCCAGAAGGACAACCAUCUCUGCAACACUUCACCAAUCAGGCCUUUACGGUAAAGUGGCCAGACGGAUGCCAAUCCUCAGUAAAAGGCACAUGACAGCCCGCUUGGAGUUGCCAAAAGGCACCUAAAGACUCUCAGACCAUGAGAAACAAGAUUCUCAGGUCUGAAAUCAAGAUUGAACACUUUGUCCUGAAUGCCAUGUGUCACUUCUGGAGGAAACCUGGCACCAUCCCCAUGAUGAAUCAUGGUGGUGGCAGCAUGCUGUGGGUUUUUUUUUCAGCGGGCAGGGACUGGGAGACUAGUCAGGAUCGAGGGAAAGAUUAACAGAGCAAAGUACAGAGAGAUCCUUGUUGAAAACCUGCUCCAGAGCUCUCAGGACCUCGGACUGGGGGGGAAGGUUCACCUUACAACAGGACAACGCAGGAGUGGCUUCGGGGCAAGUCUCAAUGUCCUUGAGUGGCCAAGCCAGAGCCCAGACUUGAACCCAAUCGAACAUCUCUGGAGAGACCUGAAAAUAGCUGUGCAGCAACGCUCCCCAUCCAACCUGACAGAGAUUGAGAGGAUUUGCAGAGAAGAAUGGGAGAAACUCCCCGAAUACAGGUGUGCCAAGCUUGUAUAGUUAUGUAAAUAUGAAUGUGAUAUUUCUGUUUAAAAAUAUAUAUAUAUAUAAAUGAGCAAAAAUGUCAAUUAUUAUUUUUGCUUUGUCAUUGUGGAGUAUUGUGUGUGAAUUGAUGGUGAAAAGAAACGAUUGAAUCCAUUUUAGAAUAAUGCUGUAACCUACCAAAUUGUGGUAGGGGGGUCUGAAUUCUUUCUGAAAGCACCGUCGCUCUGGUGACAACUGAUUUGACUGGAUUUAAUUGCUUGAAGGUGAUGAAUGGGAACGGGGCUGUAAAAGUAGCCCAGCAGAUAAUUGACUGCAACGAAGCUCACUACAUUUGUUCAGGUGUUUUGAGUUCGAACAUUGCGCUGGUUUCACAGAUAUACUCUUGUACCCAGUAUCUAUUAGCCGAAUCAGAUUCAACUCAAUAACGUCAGACACAUUUAACUGUUAUUCUUAAUCACUUAUCAAAGCGUUUGAAAAUCAAGAUGGAAGGAAAAUCGCAACAUUUAUUAACAGUAAAGGUCUGUUCUUUCCUCAAAGAUUAAUUAAAUAACCUGACAUUUAGUGGUAAUUAAGUUAUUUAGUCUUAUUGCUUUUUGUGUUUCCACCCAUUUAAAUAUCGGGGCGGCAGGGUAGCCUAGUGGUUAGAGCAUUAGACUAGUAACCGGAAAGGUUGCAAGUUCAAACCCCACAGCUGACAAGGUACAAAUCUGUCGUUCUGCCCCUGAGCAGGCAGUUAACCCGCUAGGCCGUCAUUGAAAAUAAGAAGUUGUUCUUAACUGACUUGCCUAGUUAAAUAAAAAAAUCACAAAUAGUGCAAACCAACAAAGAGAAGAUUGACAAUAGCAAACUUUUAAAAAGACAUUGAUAAUUUAAGAUAACAUGAGCAUUUACUACACUACUCAAAAAAAUAAAGGGAACACUAAAAUAACACAUCCUAGAUCUGAAUGAAUGAAAUAUUCUUAUUAAAUACUUUUUUUCUUUACAUAGUUGAAUGUGCUGACAACAGAAUCCCACAAAAAUGAUCAAUGGAAAUCAAAUUUAUCAACCCAUGGAGGUCUGGAUUUUGCUUUCAUCGAGACCAUCAUUAUUCCAUCAAGAAAUCACAUUCUACCCUAUAUUGUUUAUCAACAGCAAAAAAUAAUGAUUUUAUUAUUUCAGUCAGCAGAAGUACCCUGAAAGACCAUGUGCGUUUCCAUAUCUUGCUUAAUGGCUAUUUUUUCUGUCUGUGUUUUUCUAUACAAAGAUCAAUGCUAGUUCCUGUGCUGAGGCAGUGGAAAUGCAGUCGUUGUACUUUGGUCAGGUUUGAGGUCAUCUGUCCAGGCCUUCAGGUGUAACAUUAGAUACUAUCAUUGAUGUCCAACAGCAGGGGGCUUUGAAAAAAUGAAUCUAACUUAUUCAUUCUGUCUGCAGAAAAUAAAUCUAACUUAUUCAUUCUGUCUGCAGUUUGGUAUGGAAGAGUUGUUUAUUCAAAAGUCACGAAUCUAAAGGUAUCAAAUGUGUUUAAUUGAUGUACAUGGACUGUUUAGACUGAAAUAAACAAAUUGGCAACUUUAAAACGAUUUAUUUUCUUUAAAUAGAAGUCUAAUAAAUCCAAUGUUAGAAUUUGAAUAGAACUAAUUUCUGUAAUGAUAACACAAGUCUCAAAGUAAUGUGACAUAUCAGCUAUUAAUGAAAACAUCACACAAGCAUACAGUUGAAUAAAAAUCUAAAUCCACUCCA
This is a messenger RNA of Oncorhynchus keta (chum salmon), 5363 nucleotides long. It is a transcript of the gene zgpat, whose product is annotated as zinc finger, CCCH-type with G patch domain. Gene Ontology annotation, molecular function: DNA-binding transcription factor activity, RNA polymerase II-specific; RNA polymerase II cis-regulatory region sequence-specific DNA binding; metal ion binding. Gene Ontology annotation, biological process: negative regulation of DNA-templated transcription; regulation of transcription by RNA polymerase II. The record is from RefSeq and is a predicted model, not a curated record. Bases 204 to 1811 code for a protein of 535 amino acids. The transcript has 7 exons. Lineage: Eukaryota; Metazoa; Chordata; Actinopteri; Salmoniformes; Salmonidae. Gene Ontology annotation, cellular component: nucleus.